AUAAAAGCACACCAGAGCUCUAUCAGGUUCUAAGCGAGGAAUCCAACUUAACACAGUCUGACUUUGACCCUCGAGGGGACCGGUCGUGUGCUCACUUAGUAACUUAGUCGUAACUUAACUCGAACUUCAGUGAAGUGAUUUAAAAAGUCCGUGUAUGGCAGUCCUAAUGUUACAAUAAUUACGAUGUGAUUUUAUAGAACAUGGUUUAUAAAAUAAUUAAUUAAAAAGUAUAAAAGUGGGAAGUGACAGUGUAUAAUGUGAGAGAGAUGAUCAUUUUGUGACGUCAGCAACAAGAUGGCGUCCAGUUCGGUUUUUCGUUUCCUCGUGCUUCUAUCACUAGUGUGGCUGAUUGCCGGCAAUGCUACAAGGAAGAGACGGGAGCCCUGGACUAAUGGCAGUUGGUUCAACAUGGGCCUACUAGAAUUCGAAAAAUGGUCGAACCAAGAUCUAUUCUCUGGUCGGUCUCGCAUGUGUUCUAAGUUGCACGGCUUGACCCCUGGUCAACGAAGAGUCUGUCGGCGGUACCAGGACCACAUGCCUGCGGUGGGGGCUGGCGCAAAGCAAGGCAUAACUGAAUGUCAGUACCAAUUCAGAAGUCGACGGUGGAACUGCACGGUGACCGGUGAUGAAACGGUGUUUGGGCCUUUGACUUUGAUUGCAUCAAGAGAGACAGCGUUUACAAACGCGAUAACAUCAGCGGGUGUAUCCCUGGCGAUAUCCCGCGCGUGUCGUGACGGCCGGCUUGCUAGCUGUGGCUGCAGUCGUGCGGCUCGCCCUAAGAACCUACAUGAUGACUGGGUGUGGGGCGGCUGUGGAGACAAUCUGCAGUAUGGAUACAAGUUCACCGAAGGUUUUGUGGACAUUCGUGAGCGAGAGAGAAAGGUGAAGAGAGGCAGCCGGGAGCAAGGAAGACAGCUGAUGAACAGACAUAACAACGAGGCUGGAAGACGGGCAGUCAUAAAGAAGUCAAGGGUGACGUGUAAAUGUCACGGCGUGUCGGGAUCUUGCAGCCUCAUUACGUGCUGGCAACAACUGCCUUCGUUUAGGGAGAUUGGUGAUUAUCUCAGAGAUAAAUACGAGGGAGCCACAGAAGUAAAAGUGUCCAGACGCGGCAAACUCCGACUCGGCAAUCCACGUUACAGUCUUCCCACUGCUAAUGACUUGGUCUACUUAGAGGACUCGCCAAACUAUUGUAUCAAGAAUGAAACACUCGGUUCCCCCGGCACAGCGGGUCGUGCGUGUAACAGGACAUCAGCGGGCAUGGACGGGUGUGCUCUGCUGUGUUGCGGCCGGGGCUACAAUACUAAGAAAAUCGUAAUCCGGGAGCGCUGCGAGUGCAAGUUCCACUGGUGCUGCCGAGUCGACUGUAACACGUGCGUUAGGACGGUAGAAUUGUACACUUGCAAAUAAUAGCCCCAAGUUUAUUCUGUAUUUUGUAGUUUAGAACUCUAUGGAAGAUAAGUACUUCUAAAAAUAUUCAUCAAAAAUGUUUAUGAAUUCAAAAGAUCUCUUUCUCUCUAAGAUUUUCUUAACUGCCAAAUAGAUGCAUUUAUGUCA
Papilio xuthus (Asian swallowtail) is the source of this 1557-nucleotide messenger RNA. RefSeq names its product protein Wnt-5b. Gene Ontology annotation, cellular component: extracellular region. Gene Ontology annotation, molecular function: cytokine activity; frizzled binding. NCBI's taxonomy places the organism in Eukaryota, Metazoa, Arthropoda, Insecta, Lepidoptera, Papilionidae. The coding region runs from base 295 to 1410 and encodes 371 amino acids. The record is from RefSeq and is a predicted model, not a curated record. The transcript has 8 exons. Gene Ontology annotation, biological process: neuron differentiation; cell fate commitment; canonical Wnt signaling pathway.